AGCCCAGACACCCAACAGUCGACAAAAAUCUGCCACGAUUCGGCACCUCUCUCCUCUUGUUGGUUCCUCCUACAUUCAUACCCGAAAAAAGGACAAGGAAAAACUACUAAUCGCAAGAACACUAACAAUCUUCAUAUUUAUUUUGGUAAUAAUUGUUUCAUAAACAUAAUCUUCUCGGCCUCUUCUUGCUCCCCACUUUCUGCUCACAAAAGAAACAAAGAGUGAAAGGAUCAAAAGAAAAAAACUAUGACGACAGUUAUCACCGGUAAUUUCAGACUCGCUUUCUUCCCGAGUCAACUCAAUGGAAACUCGGUGCGUUUCUUAUUCAGGCCCUUCACUACUCCCGUCUUCAAAAGAAGUUUAACCACCAGAGUUCGCGCUUUUUCUACAGCCUUUGUUGAAACCAAGCCUACGGAGCCCCUUGUGGAGGAGAAAGAGGACACUGGCGGCGGCAACAACGGUUUAGCUUGUCCCAUUUGUUAUGACCCAUUAAUCAGGAUCGGUGAAUCCACUUCAUACGUAGGGUCAACGGCUGGGUCUAAUUUGCAAUGUAACACUUGCAAAAAGACGUACUGUGGAAAUGAAACGCAUCUUGACCUCGUUGCCUCUAGUGGUUCCAAGCAGUAUGAUGAAUCCAUGCCGCUAGCAGCUGAAAUGUUCAGGACUCCAGUGGUAUCAUUUCUCUAUGAGAGAGGUUGGCGUCAAAAUUUUAUAUUUGGUGGCUUUCCAGGUCCAGAGAAAGAGUUUGAUAUGGCUAAGAAUUACCUAAAGCCAGUGCUAGGUGGAAACAUUAUUGAUGCUAGUUGUGGUAGUGGAUUGUUUACCAGACUUUUUGCCAAGAGUGGAUUAUUUUCACUGGUUUUUGCACUGGACUACUCAGAAAACAUGCUGCGACAAUGCUAUGAAUUUAUCGAGAAGGAGGAAAACUUCCCCAAAGAGAAAGUGACCUUGGUCAGAGCUGAUAUCUCGAGACUUCCUUUCAAGUCAAGUUCAGUCGAUGCUGUGCAUGCUGGUGCAGCUUUGCACUGUUGGCCUUCACCAUCAACAGCUGUGGCUGAAAUAAGUCGAGUUCUUCGACCUGGAGGUGUUUUUGUUGCUACUACCUACAUACUUGAUGGGCCUUUUGGAUUUGUGCCAUUUUUGAGGACUUUCCGCCAGAAUAUAAUGGGGAUAGCAGGCAGUCAUAUCUUCCUUUCUGAACGUGAACUCGAAGAUCUUUGCCGAACUUGUGGGCUAGUUGGUUUUACAUGUGUAAGGAAUGGACUCUUUGUGAUGAUCUCAACUAGAAAACCCAGCUAAGCAUCCACUUCAAAUUACAGUUGCUGGUUGUCCUGUUGUCUCAAUAAUUUUUAUAAAGCCAAUUUGUAUAGCCUAUAGAGUGUCUCUUGUCGAAGUUUAUGUUUUUUAUGUUUCAGUUCUUUUGUUCACAUAGAUGAUUUUUUGUUUGUAUGGGGCUUGUAUCUUUCACAAUUUGCAAUAAAAAUGGAAAGCAAAAGUUAAUAGCAUAACUUUGGUUGGUGCA
Molecule: messenger RNA, 1522 nt
Organism: Theobroma umbraticum
Lineage: Eukaryota; Viridiplantae; Streptophyta; Magnoliopsida; Malvales; Malvaceae
Product: S-adenosyl-L-methionine-dependent methyltransferases superfamily protein
Molecular function (GO): S-adenosylmethionine-dependent methyltransferase activity
Source: RefSeq, a predicted model, not a curated record